AUGGCUCAGACGAGACCCCAUGACCCACAGGGCCCUCUGAGAAAUGUAUCUUUGAGGGUAUCCCAGGUACUCUCAGCAUGUAGCUUCUGUAAAACCAGAAAGAUCAAGUGUGAUGGUGCCACUCCAGCUUGCGGCCGCUGUGUUCAAUCUGGUCGCCAACAGACUUGCUCUCUACAGAACGACACGUCCAGUCGUGCAAGAGAUUAUCAUACCUUCCUCCUACAAAGGAUAGCCAAUGCUAAGAGGCGGCUUGCUGAAGCCCAAGCUGGAAAAAAUGUUCAAACCCCAUCAUCACAUGUUCAACAUCAACAGCCAAAAGCACAGGAAAGCUCAAUGAUAGACUCUCUGGUCAAUGAUAUAGAAGCUCUCCCGAUUAUUCCAUGCUCAUAUGCAUCGGAUACAGGAGGACCGACACUCUCAACGCUUGUCUUAGCUACCGCGGGCACGGAUCAGAUAUCCAUCCAUGAAACCCAUCAGAAUGAAAUGACACCUUGCCUGCCUAAAGAAUCCACAGCUUUGAGCCUUGCGAAACAUUACCUCGACAACGUAUAUCCACGUCUUCCCUUCUUCUCCAUCCAAGGAUUCUGGGUACAAUUUCAGCACGUCUUCUCCGGCGCAUCGGCUUCUGUACAAGACAGACACCCGCAACGUCCACCAGAUCCAAUCAGCAUUCUAUCACCGAGUGCAGAAGACUUUGAUCGUUCGUCCCUCAGCCACGGUUAUAGCUAUUUCACUGUCUUGCUAGUACUCGCAAUAUCAGCUUCCAGCCUCUCACGGAGUGCAGACAGUGUCAUAUCAGCACAAGCAGAAAGACUCUUCCGAAAUGCCUUGGCGUUCCGAGAGUCUGCCAUCAUACCAAGUAACAUCAUCGGGGUGCAGUCUAUUUUGUUUCUCAUACAAUUUGCGACUUUGAAUCCAUCACUGCUCGACGCAUGGUAUCUAAUAGGCGUUGGGAUGCGCAUGUGCGUUGACCUUGGUCUCCACCAAGAUCCGCAACCUCCAGAUUCAGUCGAAGUGAGCUUGUUGGAAACGCGGCGACGUCUGUGGUGGAGUGUUUAUGCGUUUGACCGGUCGAUGAGUCUGGGGUGUGGACGACCUACAGAGAUAUCUGACUCGGCCAUCAGUGUGUCCCUGCCAACGUUCAGGAUCGAGAUCCCAGCUACGCCUGUUCAGAUUCACGGGUACUUACAGCGUUAUCGUGCCCUGCAGAUCCAGUCUGAGAUUUACAACCGCCUUAAUGACUCCAAAGAUGCAAAUACGGGUGUUGCACGAGAGACGAUCACGCAGCUCUCUCAGAAGUUGUCAGCGUGGAAGGAAGCAAGCUCUCAGCUACCAACAAGGACCCUUCUGGAGAGCGAAUGGCUGAUGGGCCGCAUGCUUCUUCUGAGACCAUGUAGGUUACUUCCCGAAAGAACAAUUGACGAGCUCAAUGAGCUAUGGCAUUCCGCAAUCGGAUUCAUCGGCCUCUAUCGUGGUUUGGUGGAAGCGAAUUCCAUCUUCUACGUUCAGGUCGCAUGCGAAAAGGUGUACUGGACGGGUAUCAUAGCCCUCUACAGUUUCUGGAGUCUUCGAGCAGGACCUGGUAACUUGCGCACGUUAAGCAUCUGGGUCCUGGUCAGAGAUACCAUGUUUAUCCUUCGGAGCUUGAGUGAGCGAUGGGAGCAGGGGAAGCUACUCUGUUCAAGGUUUGACUCCCUGAUGACGAAUGUUCUAGAGAUUGUGGGUACAAAUCACGAUGUUGAUGUAACAUUGGAUAUACCUACAAUGUUGCAAAGCUUGGAUCGGUACACUAGUCUUACAACAAUCUGGGCUUCUAGUGAACGGGAACAAGACCCAGUAAAUGGUGCGUGUCAUGAAGCAAACAAGCUGCGAAACUUAAUAGUGGAUAUGAUGUAG
This is a messenger RNA of Fusarium pseudograminearum CS3096, 1896 nucleotides long. RefSeq lists its product as uncharacterized. The coding region runs from base 1 to 1896 and encodes 631 amino acids. Lineage: Eukaryota; Fungi; Ascomycota; Sordariomycetes; Hypocreales; Nectriaceae. The record is from RefSeq and is a predicted model, not a curated record. The transcript has 2 exons. Gene Ontology annotation, biological process: positive regulation of transcription by RNA polymerase II; DNA-templated transcription. Gene Ontology annotation, molecular function: sequence-specific DNA binding; DNA-binding transcription factor activity, RNA polymerase II-specific; zinc ion binding.